AAUGCUGAUGCAGCGCCGUUUUAUAAUGGAAGCAAGACCCCGCCAUCUUGGAAAAAAAGGAUUCUCUGGACCUGAAAUAACUGGGAAAAAAAAAACGCAAUUGCUCUGUCGUUUCUCUCAACUUGAUCUUCUCACCUCCAUUCUUGUUCUCUCUCCCCUCUCUGCAACCAGGUUCGUCUUCUCAGCAUCCUUGCCCAAAUUUAAUUUCUCCAUAAAUAAGGAAAAGGAACUGUCGCAAUUGAACACCUAAAUUUUUUUUUUUUUAAAAAGGGGAAGCACUGUUUUAUUUACUAAACUAACCUCUUUAUCUAUCCCCUUUUCGAUAUCUGCUCUUAAAUUAUCUUGUCUACGUUUACUUUGAACUGGAGCCCUAGAUUUCUCGAUCUUUGAAACUUUAUCCAAACUAUAAAUUUUCUGGGUUGAUAUCUUCUGUUUUUUUAGUAUUUCAAAAGCCCUGGGGUUCGAUUUCUUGUAGCUCUAGGCUUUCGUUUUUGGUCAAUGGAUGUUCAGUUGGUGAACAAGGCGUUGACUUUUUCUCGAAGGAAGAAGAAAUGGCUUAUUUUGUUAGCUAUGUGUGGAGUCUCUGGUUAUGGGGUCUACAAGGUGUAUAAUUUACCCUCUGUGGUGAAGAAAAGGAAGAGGUUGUUGAAGAUCUUUGGAGCUCUAAUUUCGUUAGCUGAAUUGGUCUCCGAUUCCGCGGAGACGAUUAAUGUUGUCUCCAAGGACUUGAGAGAGUUUUUGCAAUCUGAUUCUGAUCAAGUUCCUAAUAGUUUGAAGCAAAUUUCAAAGAUCGUUAGAUCAGAGGAUUUUUCCCAAUCGUUAAUUAGGGUUACUGAGGCUUUAACAGUUGGGGUUUUAAGAGGGUAUAAGUCAGAAUCAGGGGAUGAGAAUGAGUUGGCAACGGGUUCGGUGAAUUCCAGCUUUACUGAUAGGGUAAUGGAUAGAGUUUUCUCUAAUGCUGGGACUGGUUUUGUAUCUGUUGUGGUUGGUAGCUUUGCUAGGAAUUUGGUUCUGGGGUUUUACUCAAAUGGUGGAGAAACUGAUGGGUUGAGUGGGAAUGGUGGGUCAUCUGAAGUGCCCAAAUGGGUUAAUGUGCUUUAUGAUGAUAAGUGCAAAGAGCUGAUGGCUGAAUGCAUACAAAGAUUUGUAAGCACAGCUGUUGCGGUUUAUCUUGACAAGACAAUGGAUAUUAAUACUUAUGAUGAAAUUUUUGCUGGGCUGACCAAUCCAAAGCAUCAAAACGAUGUGAGAGACAUUUUGGUGUCUGUUUGUAAUGGUGCUGUGGCAACGCUGGUGAGGACGUCACAUCAAGUGUUGACAAGUUCAAACUCGAAUUCUCAGUCAAGUUUGGAUUCUACUUGUUCAAAUAUUGAUCAGAGUGAGGCAGCUGGUGGAAUGAGAGAUGGCUGUUUCAAGAAGGAAGCACCUUUAAAAGGGGUGCAAGAGGGGAGCUCAUUAGACGGGAUUCAGAAUGGUGGUUGGGUUGAAAAGGUCUCAUCAACAUUGGCAGUUCCCAGCAAUAGGAAGUUUGUGCUUGAUGUGACUGGGAGGGUGACCUUUGAAACAAUAAGGUCUAUAGUGGAGUUUCUGUUAUGGAAGCUUUCAGAAGGUGUUAAAAGAAGCAUACAUGUUGUCCAUGAGGAGGUUGUGGAAAGGGGACUGGAUGUUAUCAGAUAUAUUGGUGCAAAGUCUUCCGUUAUCGUUACCAUUUGUCUUGCUCUGUACUUACAUAUCCUGGGUGGUAGUAGGGUUCUCUUGCCUGCUUGAAUGGGUUUGUUCUGUCUUUUCAUGGGAAUACACUGAAAUCUUACUGAAGUUGCUUAUUUCAGAAGGCCCUGUUUGUAUCUCCCUCCCUUGCAAAUAAAAUGUAUAACUAAGGUAGUGCAGUUCAUUUUUAUUAGCAUUAUUCAAAUGUAUAGUCAAUAUUCUCACUGCUAUAUACCACAAUUAGUGGUAUUUGUUGUUACACAAAAAUCAAUCCCUGCAAGAUAUAGAUUGUAUUAGUGAUUUAGCAACCAAAGGAACAUAGAAUAUUCACAUUAAUGUGCUUUGGGAUUACGAAUUCCAAUAUUUGUAUCAAUUUUUUGGCCAUUGUUAAUAACAGCUUGUAUCAUUCAGCAUCA
This is a messenger RNA of Theobroma cacao (cacao), 2123 nucleotides long. It is a transcript of the gene CF9, whose product is annotated as Carbohydrate-binding protein. Lineage: Eukaryota; Viridiplantae; Streptophyta; Magnoliopsida; Malvales; Malvaceae. The record is from RefSeq and is a predicted model, not a curated record.